Dermacentor andersoni is the source of this 4881-nucleotide messenger RNA. RefSeq names its product atonal bHLH transcription factor 8-like protein net (gene net). Lineage: Eukaryota; Metazoa; Arthropoda; Arachnida; Ixodida; Ixodidae. The record is from RefSeq and is a predicted model, not a curated record. Gene Ontology annotation, molecular function: protein dimerization activity; DNA-binding transcription factor activity; E-box binding. Gene Ontology annotation, biological process: positive regulation of transcription by RNA polymerase II; anatomical structure morphogenesis. Gene Ontology annotation, cellular component: nucleus.
AGAGCGGGGAACCCCGCCGGUUGCGGGCGUUGCGGCAGUCUAGUGCGCGCGGCCGGUGAGCACGCACGCACACAGCAGAACCGGCCGCAUCGCGUGCGUGACAGCUCCUGCUUGCUCGGCCGGCCGUAGCGCGUGCGUGCAGCCAUGAGCGCUGCGUCGAGCGACGACAGCGGCGUGGAGCUGCACAAGCGGCGCAACAAGCGCAAGUCGAGCGAGCCCCGGCGCCGGCGGCUGCUGGGCGGCCGGCCCCGCCCCUGCCGUGAUGCGGACACAACCGAGGACGACUCGGCUGAGGAGCGCGUGCCGACGAUUUCAUCGGCCGCCGCCGGCCGCGGCUCUGUCAUCCGCGAGGUGCGGCGGGCUGCGCCGGACGAGGGCCUCGACCUGACCACGACGUCCAACUCGCCGGCCACCUCGGCCACGUCCAACACUGCCGGCGGCACCGAGGGCGAUGACGAGUGCCUCCUCGACUUGCGGUCGACGGCGACCCACUCGUCGGUGUUCGAAUCCCGCGAGACCGGCGUCGUGCUGUUUGGCGGACACAUGACGCUGUCCGAGGAGUCGGCACACCGCGCGCCGGCUCUGCCCGCUCGGCCCGGCUCUUGGACUCCACCGUGCAAGAGACGCGCCGCAGACGAUGGCGCCUUGGCUGGCAACUUGCGGGACACCUCCUGCCUUCGAGACAAGCGGAUAGCGCUCUCCGUGUACGAUAACGCGUCAUCCUUCCCUAGUGCCAGCACGUCGACGGCACGCGAGACAUUCGACGCGAGUGACGUGGAACUAAUUCCGAGGACUAGCAGGACGUCUCCGUGCCUGGACAGUACUAGUGGCGGCAGUCGCGUGGCGCAGCGCAACUACAAGGGCAUGACCAGGCAACGGCGCAUCGAGGCGAACGCCCGGGAGCGCUCGCGCGUCCACACAAUCAGCGCGGCGUUCGAAGCGUUGCGGCGCGCCGUGCCGGCGUACGCGGACAACCAGAAGCUUUCCAAGCUGGCCAUCCUACGGAUCGCAGCCGCCUACAUCGUGGCCCUGGCUCGGCUCAACGAGAAAGACUACAGCUACGACCAGCGGGCCCCCUCGUUUGCCGAGUGCAUCGACCUGUGCACGCGCACCAUCCAGGCCGAGGGCAAGGCCAGGCGCAGGAGCACCGCGGCCGCCUCGAAGGACUCCCUGGAGCUGUCUAGCUGACGUCGGGGCGAGAGCGGCGCGGCGGCACCCAGUCACUCAACGUCCCAACCGUGAGCGCCGCCGACUGCGCCAGCCCCGUCAGCCGCCCAGCGAGCGAGCUUGGCUCAGCAGCGCGCCAUCACCUGGCAGUGCAGCCAUAUUGCAGGGCAGCUUUCGCGCUCUGUUGUGUAGAGACUAACGCAACCUGUGUGCAAGCUGCUGAGUGUGAUAGACCUCCACACUGAAAGGAGGAAAAAAAAAUACCCGAACUGCUUUUUAAUUUAAGGAAUUGAUUAGUGACUGUCUUGGCACGGCGUUUGUUUCGUCAUUGUUGUUCUUGCGUAAGGUAUUUUCUCGCGAAAGACGGCACUUACGGCAAUUGUUUCACUGGUGCUUCUCGUCAGAGUGAGGAAGAGGAACACGCCUACGUAACCAAGCGACAUUUCCGCUAUUUGUGCUGUCGUUGUCGCGCAAGCUUAUCUGACUGGCUGCUGGACUGGCCUCAAAGCUGACGUUAUCCAGCCCAAUGAUUUGAGCAUAAACAAAGCAUGAUUCCAUUUGGCAGCUGGGAUACACUGACUGUUAACUUGUCCUCACAUAUGCGAUUUUUAAUUUGCCAACACUCAUGCUUUUUGCCAUCGUGGUCGGAAAACACUGGUUGCGUGUGCCACCGGUAUUGCAGACUCACUACCAGCAGGAAAAAAAUGUUUCUUUGUGACAAGGCGUCCCGACGACUUGUGCGAGGGCCAUGACUUUCGUGGACGCGCAGCGGCGGGGAACAACAAACCACUAAACGAAAAAAGUAAAAAAGGAAGGAAGGCAAAUGGAUUGGAGAGGACAGACAAACUUUUCCACUUAUUCCUAUAGGAUGGUUAAAGACCUUGACCAUCCGCUACAACUGCACCAUCUUACCUAGAUAUCGUCAGACGUAUGUGCGUGGAGAAUGCAGAUGUGCGGGCGAGAAAAUCAUGAGCAGCGCGCCGGUCAGCUCUGCACACAAUUCCUUUUUUUUUUUUUUCAAAUGAGGCGUCACUGUAAACAGUGUGGCGAUAUGUAGGGUAACAAAGUGUCAACACUGUCACCACUGAAGCACCCAGUUUGCUUUCAGUCACUUCCUUCCAGUACGCACGCAGUUCUGUGCUUGGUGUCUACAGUUAGUGGCCAAGUUAGUUGUUGGUGCUAUAGUGUUUCAGAAAGCCCAUUGCUCUAUCGUCGACGCAACAGCGCCGCGCACGCAUUCUGGCAUAAAACGAGUCACUUUCGGCGCAUGUUACAUGGUUUCAACCUAGCGAUGCUGCAAGAAUGUGGUCGCACUUGUGCGUGUGAACCUGCCACCCGAAAAUCCUUUGGAAGAUGAGAGAGAGAGAGAGAUUAAAAGACUGAAGUCGUUCACAUGGUGGUAGCCCUCAUAAACAUUGAGUGUCAGGGUGAGCUAGCUCACCCUAACACGCAUCACACGAUCCAAACGAAGAUGAGCAAUUAGCCCUGUUUGUUGUGCGUAACCGGAUGACAACGUGUUGUAGCCUUUUAGAAUGAAGUAAUGUAGCUGAGAAGUUUAGUGAGCUUAAGACAACGAAUGUAGCGAAAUACUCCGUCGGCUAUUUGUAGAACAAAGGGAUGAUAGUUGCUUUUCUUAAUUAAGGACUUGAUGAAUGGAAAAAAGAAAAAGCUCGUGGCAACAGAAGGUGUCGUAUAGGUGGCCUAAGUGCAAUUAAGACGAUAUGAGCAGUGUUGAAAGGGUGAUUCUAACUCGUCUGUUCAACUUCGACCAUUUUCGUCCUUCACCAGAUGUCGUUCCGGCGUUAUCCCAUGAUCUGCCUGUCAGCGUGACAUAUACAAGCGCAGAACAAAAAACAAAUGGUAAUAGUUUGUACUGCAUUGGCCCUCUAUUCCGUCUAGUACGUGGCGGCAUGCUGUUUUAAAUUUUUUUAGCAGCACGAGUGGCAACACUCUUCUUGAAUAGGGUUUUGUUCAGUCAAAGGUAGAGGAAACAGAGCACCUGUUAAAUGGUUUGCAUCACUGCAUGUGCUAGGCACAUCUCUCUAUAUGGUUUUGACAUCGAAAGCUAAAGCCGCAACUACGCUGUAAAGUCAAUCUUUUAAGGCUGGAAGUGUCGUCUGCAUAUAUUAUUGAACAACGAGUGCUUGUUUGUAAUUAGCACCCUUCACAAAAUGAAAAAAAAAAAAAAAACUUGUUUGGGGUUGUUAUGGAUGCUUUGUUCUUUUUUAAAAACUCAGCGUCAAAACAACGUCUGCUCUUUUUCUUCAACUUACGCUCGGUUUAUAGUGUGCCGUUGAACACGGGCCACAACGGCCGCAAUCCAAAUAGCGCGAAAUGCAACAAUGCUGGUUCAUUUUGGAUUUGCGUGUUCGUUGGAGAACAUGGUGUAGUCAGGAUUGAUUCAGAGACCACCACCGCGUCACAGACCGCAUUGCUGCUUUCGGAUGUUCGACACCAUCGAGCAUUUUGGAUCCUGCUUGAAGAAAAUAGUUUAUUGAACUUUGCACCUUUUGUUUCCCCGGUAAAGAAAGAGCAGCGACCAACACUCCGUAGCAUCGUAAAUCUUUCGUUCACAAUUGUUGCGGUGUCGAACGACAGAAGAAAAAUAAAAAGAAAGCUGCAGCGAAUGGUUCCGGAUUUACCUCUAUAAUUCGUCUUCAAAAGUAAGCAAUUCCAAACAAAUGUGUUGGCAAGGAAAAAAAAAAAUGUUGGUACAUUGGAGCCUGCGUGCUGCUGAAAUUAAUGUGGCCCUCUUUGUCUUGUGUGAUUUUUAUUCGAGAGAGUAACAUUUCAGUGUUCAAGACCAGAUAGCCUUGGAGAUCGUACCGUCCUGACCGCAGGCUCUGAACCGAUUGUCGUUGCUUACAACCGUCCAUGGACGCGCACUUGUGAAGACUUACAACCUCGGAUUUGAUUCGUUGGACUAGGAACGACAAAAUGAUGCUCUCCCUUGAUCUAAUCUACGUCUCUGAACUACUUAUACAAAACGGAGAGCGUUUAUGCACUCGUAAAGGCCGUGCACUGACUUUCACAAUGGUGGGAAGUGGGAUGACUACCACAACAGGACCAUCCACUUAACUACCGUACACUUGAGGAUCAAUAAUGCUCGAUAUACAGUUCACGAAGGUAUACUGAGACUUCGAAUGUGUCUUGCUCCGUGUUUUGCUUGUAAACUGCUCGCGCAAGGGGGUCGUUAUCCAGCGACUGAUUUGUACACACGCGUAGUGAUAUGUGUGAAUUUAGUCAACUCAAGGCAGCGAUAGGCGACAAGCACCUGUCGCUUCAUCGGCGCGAAGGGUAUGAAACGACGAGGGAGCGAAUUUGAACAUUACGUAUUUUAAAUUGCGCUUUCGGCUUUUCAAUUGUCUACGAGCUAAGCAACAUCCAGAUGGGAGCGCAGCUGCUAUAAGAACGGUGACCGCGCGCUCUCGUCGUGCGCCACCUCCAUGCCGCGUGCGGCCGUCAGUCAGAGACCGCUGCCACGCUUCAUAGAAACAGCUGUGUUCGCGGAUUACGUGCUCUCGUUCACGGAAUAGGUGGGCACAUUGUGGCGCCUCUUUAUACUGUGUCGACAUCUAGUGAGUGUACGUGCAUUAUUUGUAGUGUGGAAGAGGACAUUCGUGCCUGACUCAAGUGCCCGCAUCGUUCAUUUCAUUGUGUGCAAGACCAAAAUGGGUGUGCAAAUCGAAGAAUAAAUUAUAUAUUUGCGUCGCA